UUUUGAUUCGCCGUCGCGCCGUUGACAAUUGACAUUCAAUCGCUUUUUCCAUUUGCUUUUUAUUUUCUGCCCUCCUGCUUUAAGUUUCUCCUUUGGCCCGGCGUCAAAAUGCUUUUUGAAUAUUAAACAGCGGCAGCAAGCGACGAACUGCAAAAAUUCGAGAAGCAGCUAACAAAAAUCAAAAAUCACUGUCGAUUUGAAGGGAGUGUGUGGAAAUUACUACCACAAGCACCCAAAACAAUAAGCAGAAGCGCGACAACGCCGGCAGAGGCAGAGACGGCGAUUGUGCGACAAAGGCAGAAACCCGGAGGAGAAUCAGAAACUAAUCAGCCGGCACAGGCAAUAGGCUACAAAUCCAUAUAGUGCCAGCAAUCGGAACAAUUCGAAAUGGAGGAGAACAACUCCCGUACGCUGUGCCUGCUCGGCGGCUUGGCCAUCGGCAUAGUGGGCUUCCAGGUGUUCCGCAAGGUCCUGCCCUGGAUUUAUGCGAAUGUGGUGGGACCCAAAGUGUUUGGAUCCUCAGUGAAUCUAGCCAAGAUGGGCGAGUGGGCGGUUGUCACCGGAUCCACCGAUGGAAUUGGCAAGGCCUACGCCAAGGAGCUGGCUCGCCGGGGCCUGAAACUGGUGCUGAUCAGUAGAUCACUGGAUAAGCUGAAUGCGGUGGCCAAGGAAAUAAGCGACAAAUAUGGCGUGGAGGUGCGUGUGAUCGACGUGGACUUCACCGGCGGUGCCGAUAUCUACGACAAGAUCCGCGAUAAGACCAACAGCCUGGAUAUCGGUGUGCUGGUCAACAAUGUGGGCAUCAGCUACAGCCAUCCCGAGUACUUCCUCGAUUGCUACAAAGCCGAUCCGCAGUUCUUGCGCAACAUUGUCUCGGCCAAUAUUCAUUCGGUUACGCACAUGACCGCCCUUUUCCUCCCCGCCAUGGUCGCCAAGGGUCGCGGCGUGAUCAUCAACCUCUCCUCCACCGCUGGCGUCAUUCCCAAUCCCCUGCUGAGCGUGUACAGUUCCACAAAGGCCUUUGUGAACAAGUUCAGCGACGAUCUGCAAACGGAGUACAAGAAUCAGGGCAUACUCAUACAGAGCGUGCAGCCGGGCUUUGUGGCCACCAAUAUGUCAAAGAUCCGCAAGGCCACCAUCUUUGCCCCCUCACCGGAGACGUAUGUGCGCUCCGCCCUGUCCACUUUGGGUAUUGCCGGCCAGACGGCUGGCUACCUGCCCCAUGCCCUUCUUCAGCUGGUGAUUCACUUUACGGAGGCGGUGUUCGGAGAGCAGUUUGCCCGGAAUGUGGUGCUCAAGAAUAUACUGGGCACCCGGAAGCGGGCACUGCGUCGCCUGACCAAGGAACAGUAGGAGAGCGCCGGUGCUGCCUUUUGGAGUAUUCCCCGUCGGAGAAGGAGGCAUUUAUUUGGAGUCGGAGAUUGGGGCUGGGCAUGUGGGAGAGGGAAUCCGGCUAGUAGUCAUAGCUAAGCAAGUGUCACCUCACGAACAAACAGAACAAAAGAAGGCUUAAGUACCAAAAACAACAACAGUAAUUCUAGUUAGUUUCUUUGUCAAUGAAUUAACAUUCGAAAUUCGCAAUUUGCCACAGCACACAGCCAUGUCAUGUGUCGGAAAGAAUAAUAAAGUGUGCAACUAAUUAGAUAAAUAAAUACAUCUAUAGUUUCUGUUUAAUAAA
Molecule: messenger RNA, 1678 nt
Organism: Drosophila kikkawai
Lineage: Eukaryota; Metazoa; Arthropoda; Insecta; Diptera; Drosophilidae
Gene: spidey
Product: hydroxysteroid 17-beta dehydrogenase 12 spidey
Cellular component (GO): endoplasmic reticulum
Molecular function (GO): oxidoreductase activity
Source: RefSeq, a predicted model, not a curated record